AUGCCAGAAAUGGCUGUGUUGGCAUUGGGAAAGCAAUAUUCUUUCCCUGACUGGCCUGAGGUAGCUGUGCAAGGGGUUGGCUGUGUUGUGUUUGCACCCCUGGCAUGCCGAAUUUGCAACCUGGAUAUAUUACGCUGGAUGUGUGAUUUGCCACAUUUUGAUCUGGUCCUUUCCAAUUCAUACAUGUAUUGGACUGACUGGGGUGAAACACCCAGAAUAGAACGGGCAGGAAUGGACAGCAGCACGCGAAAAAUAAUUGUCGAUUCAGAUAUUUAUUGGCCAAAUGGACUCACGAUAGAUCUUGAUGAGCAGAAACUGUACUGGGCUGAUGCAAAACUGAGUUUCAUUCAUAGGGCAAAUCUGGAUGGUUCCUUUAGGCAAAAAGUUGUUGAAGGUAGUCUUACUCAUCCCUUUGCGCUGACGUUGUCUGGGGACACUUUGUAUUGGACGGACUGGCAAACACGCUCCAUUCAUGCCUGUAACAAAAGGACAGGAGAGAAAAGGAGAGAAAUAUUGUCUGCCCUAUAUUCGCCGAUGGACAUCCAGGUCUUAAGUCCAGACCGGCAGCCAUACUUUCACACUCCAUGUGAAGAAAACAACGGUGGUUGCUCCCAUCUGUGCCUGCUGUCUCCAAGAGACCCCUUCUACAGCUGUGCCUGUCCCACUGGUGUGCAGCUAGAAGACGAUGGCAGGACAUGCAAAUCAGCUUUGGAAAGUUCCCCUUUCACAGCUUUUAAAAAAGCAUUGCUGAAUGCUCAGGACAACCUUUUUAGACGUUCAUAUUGA
Molecule: messenger RNA, 786 nt
Organism: Fulmarus glacialis (Northern fulmar)
Lineage: Eukaryota; Metazoa; Chordata; Aves; Procellariiformes; Procellariidae
Product: low-density lipoprotein receptor-related protein 5
Exons: 6
Coding region: 1-786 (261 amino acids)
Source: RefSeq, a predicted model, not a curated record